AUGAGUUUACAACUCAAUUAUAGUGGCAAUGGCAGUUCGGAGCGGGAGGACGCGGGAGGAACUGAUGAAACAGGUGAACACGACUUUGCGCUUAUAAAAGCUGGGGUUUUGGGAUUGAUUUUUGUCUUAGCCACAUGUGGGAAUUUGUGCCUUCUGCAUGCACUUUGGAGGAAGCGCAAGAUGAAUACAAGGACCCAACUGUUCCUUCUGCACCUGUGUUUUGCGGACCUAGUGGUCGCUUUCUUCCAAGUCCUACCGCAGCUCUGCAUGGAGAUUACGCACCGGUUCCGAGGCUCAGAUUUCGUCUGUAGGUCGGUGAAAUAUCUUCAGGUGGUUGGGAUGUUCGCCUCCACAUACAUGAUAGUGGCCAUGACCAUAGAUCGGUACCAUGCGGUCUGCAAACCCAUGGUGUCGUUCUUGAAGGGUUCUUUUAAGAGGUACGUCGCCAUAGGCGCAGCGUGGCUGAUCUCUCUGGCUUUCAGCACUCCGCAACUCUUCAUCUUCUCUCUCCAAGAACUAGAAGAGAACCUGUAUGAUUGUUGGGCGACAUUUAUCGAACCUUGGGGUUCUAAGAUAUACAUCAGCUGGAUUACUUUAUCAGUGUUUGUUCUCCCGGUUAUCAUCUUGCUGUACUGCCAGAUUAAAAUAUGCACGGGGAUAUACUUUAACAUGAAGAGAAAGGCGCUCCAGGCUUCCACGAGCGACAGGCGCACGGGCACCAAAGGGGUCUCGAGCGCGAUGUUGAAGACGGUCAAAAUGACAUUCGUCAUCAUUAUGGUCUACUCGAUAUGCUGGAGCCCCUUCUUUGUGGUCCAGUUGUGGUCUGCAUGGAGUCCCAGUACAGCGCCCACAAAUGGUCCAUUAUUUGUCAUCAUCAUGCUGCUUGCCAGUCUAAACAGCUGUACCAACCCCUGGAUCUAUCUUUACUACAGUUAGGAGACACUAUGUUGGACUAGCUCUGGCCCAGGGCACUACUUUCAGCUUCACAGAAGGCUCAGCAUCAGCAAGCCACACAUAACACCAUGGACCAGAGCUAUUGAUGGACCAUGUGGGCAAUAUGGAAACUCCUCCCACUCUACUGCUUCACCUUGUACUUUAGACACAUGUAUAUAUUUGUAAAUAUCCUCGUUGAUUCAACAUCAAUAUUGGUAUGUCAAGCCAACCAUUUUAGCUCUCAGCAGUAAGCAAAUGUAAUGUAUAUUCUGUCAAGCUAAUAUUCUAUAAGAGGUGCAGGAACUGGAGCAGUAGAACAUUUGAGGUGGCAGGACUCAGUUCCAGUGAGAUCCUGUCCUAAUCAAUCACUGAUUAUCUGGGAUGAGUUCCUGUCCUAAUCAAUCACUGAUUAUCUGGGAUGAGAUCCUGUCCUAAUCAAUCACUGACUAUCUGGGAUGAAAUCCUGUCCUAAUCAAUCACUGAUUAUCUGGGAUGAGAUCCUGUCCUAAUCAAUCACUGACUAUCUGGGAUGAGCUGCUGUCCUAAUCAAGCACUGAUUAUCUGGGAUGAGAUCCUGUCCUAAUCAAUCACUGAUUAUCUGGGAUGAGAUCCUGUCCUAAUCAAUCACUGAUUAUCUGGGAUGAGAUCCUGUCCUAAUCAAUCACUGAUUAUCUGGGAUGAGCUGCUGUCCUAAUCAAUCACUGAUUAUCUGGGAUGAAUUCCUGUCCUAAUCAAUCACUGAUUGUCUGGGAUGACUGGCCACCAGAAAAACUAUUGUGAGGAAGGAUAUGGGCAUCGGUGAACAACGAAUGGUUGCUUUGUGAGUAUAAUGUAUAUUCUUAUCCCGAUCUGGUCCAUACAUUUAUUGAUGUGUUUGAGCUCUGACAUGUCUUUACAUAGAUAUCUGUAUGUUCUCUGUUUUGUGCAAUGCAACAAUAAAACACGUCUGUACAUGAUUUGAAUAAUUCACUGUGUUUCAUGUUGAACAUUACUCUGCUGUUGUGUUGAUUGCAGCUGCCUUCUCGGCCAG
This is a messenger RNA of Oncorhynchus gorbuscha (pink salmon), 1963 nucleotides long. RefSeq names its product arg8-vasotocin receptor-like. Gene Ontology annotation, cellular component: membrane. Gene Ontology annotation, molecular function: vasopressin receptor activity; peptide binding. The coding region runs from base 1 to 936 and encodes 311 amino acids. Gene Ontology annotation, biological process: G protein-coupled receptor signaling pathway; positive regulation of vasoconstriction; regulation of systemic arterial blood pressure by vasopressin. The transcript has 2 exons. NCBI's taxonomy places the organism in Eukaryota, Metazoa, Chordata, Actinopteri, Salmoniformes, Salmonidae. The record is from RefSeq and is a predicted model, not a curated record.